AUGAGUUCCCACCAAACUGAAACACCGACGAAUGAUGACGCCGUGGUCCCAAAGACACAGUCGUCUGAGGACUUCGGAGAACCGUCGCCAUUGAGAAAGAUGAUAUCCGUGUCAUCGAUCGCCGCCGGUGUGCAGUUUGGAUGGGCCUUACAGCUAUCACUCCUCACCCCCUACGUUCAGCUUCUCGGUAUCCCACAUAAGUGGUCUUCUCUCAUCUGGCUAUGUGGUCCCAUCUCCGGGAUGCUUGUCCAGCCAACGGUCGGUUACUACAGCGACAGGUGCACGUCGAAAUUCGGUCGUAGACGUCCUUUUAUCGCGUCCGGAGCGGCUCUCGUCGCGGUCGCGGGUAUUAUGAUAGGAUACGCUGCUGAUCUCGGACAAGCGACGGGGGAUAAACUCGACGACGCGGUUAAGGUGAAUGCCAUAUGGUUCUUCGCGCUAGGUUUCUGGAUCCUCGACGUGGCGAACAACACUCUCCAAGGACCUUGCCGCGCGUUUUUAGCAGAUUUAGCCGCUGGAGACGCGAGGAAAACGCGGACCGCAAACGCGUUUUUCUCGUUCUUCAUGGCGGUUGGUAACAUUUUGGGAUACGCGGCGGGUUCUUACACCAACCUGCAUAAGAUAUUCCCUUUCACGAUGACUAAGGCUUGCGAUCUUUACUGUGCCAAUCUCAAGAGUUGUUUCUUCCUCUCUAUUAUCUUACUUUUAUUAGUCACAAUAUCAUCGCUCUGGUACGUUAAGGACAAGCAAUGGGCACCGGCGAAAGGAGACUCAAACGUGAAAACACCGUUCUUCGGAGAGAUCUUUGGAGCUUUCAGGGUGAUGGAACGUCCCAUGUGGAUGUUGAUAAUUGUCACGGCGCUAAACUGGAUCGCGUGGUUCCCUUUCCUUUUGUUCGAUACUGAUUGGAUGGGUCGUGAAGUGUACGGUGGAGACUCAAGUGGAAACGACAAUUUGAAGAGGCUUUACAACCAAGGAGUGCACGCUGGUGCGUUGGGACUUAUGAUAAAUGCGAUUGUUCUUGGGUUCGUGUCGCUUGGUAUUGAAUGGAUUGGUCGGAAAAUCGGUGGAGCUAAAAAUCUUUGGGGAGCUGUGAACUUUAUUCUUGCAGUGUGUUUGGGCAUGACGGUUUUGGUUUCAAAGUAUGCUGAGGCUCACAGGAAAGUUGCUGGUGAAUUAGCCGGUCCGACCGAUGGCAUUAGAGCUGGUGCAUUGACUAUCUUCGGUUUUCUUGGUAUUCCACUCGCUGUUACGUUCAGUAUUCCAUUCGCACUAGCUUCCAUAAUCUCAAGCGACUCUGGCGCAGGCCAAGGGCUUUCAUUGGGAGUUUUAAAUUUGGCAAUCGUGAUACCACAAAUGGUGGUGUCACUUGGAGCUGGACAGUUCGAUGCAUGGUUCGGAGGUGGAAACCUACCAGGAUUUGUGGUCGGAGCAAUUGCAGCGGCAAUAAGUGGUGUAGUGGCAAUCACCGUUCUGCCUUAG
Messenger RNA from Eruca vesicaria subsp. sativa (arugula), 1482 nucleotides. The record is from the annotation of a GenBank genome assembly. Lineage: Eukaryota; Viridiplantae; Streptophyta; Magnoliopsida; Brassicales; Brassicaceae.